Molecule: messenger RNA, 5410 nt
Organism: Lingula anatina
Lineage: Eukaryota; Metazoa; Brachiopoda; Lingulata; Lingulida; Lingulidae
Product: condensin complex subunit 1
Biological process (GO): meiotic chromosome condensation; mitotic cell cycle; mitotic chromosome condensation
Cellular component (GO): nucleus; condensin complex; condensed chromosome, centromeric region
Molecular function (GO): histone binding
Source: RefSeq, a predicted model, not a curated record
GAACGCGAUUUUGAUUGGUCAAAAUAAAUCAAAUAGGCCAUUCGAAAAUAGGCGGCCAUUUCGGAAGGUUUAAACAGGGAUUUACUCCUGUGAAAGAAGCUGCCUUCAUCCAAGAUGAGUUUUGAUUUCACCUUGCCACUGUGUAAAGAUGACUUGUUGAACAGAACAGGUGCCAGCCAGUAUGUGGUAGAUGAAGUCUACAGUAUCAGGCAGCUGCCGGGCAAGCUGCAGGAAUGUAGAAGUGCUUUCAGAGCCAAGGGACCAAGAGCCAUGUUAGAGGCCUUUGAUUCACUUUUCAGUGUUCUUACACAUCAGCAUAACAUUGAGUUUGGACUGAGGGAAGAAACGUGGGAACUUUUACUGAAAGUGAUGACAGCACACUGCAGUCAACUUCCAGCUGUCCUGGAUGGAGAACUGGACAGUACUGACCGCUUGGACCACUUGAACAUCCUGAAGAUGACCACAUACCUGCUGUGCCAGUUUGUGGAGAGUUUUGAGGCUGAGGCAACCAAACCUAGCGUGAACGCUGCAACAAAGGGGCGUGGCAAGGCAAAGAAGAAGGAAGUACUGACAGGUUGGGACUGGGAGGCGGAGCGUGAGAAGAGUGUGCAGACGCUGCUCCAGGUGCUGCAGCUGAACCUGAACAGAUUGUGGGACCCGCCUGUGGCAGAGGAGGAGUUUGUGAACCUGGUCACCUGCUGCUGCUACAAGCUGCUGGAGAACCCCAGUGUCACCAAGAACAGAGUCUCCAAAGACGCCAUCUUCCACCUCCUGGGGACCAUGGUCAAGAAAUAUAAUCAUGGUCUUGGGGCCAGCUUGAAGAUCAUUCAGCUGUUACAGCACUUCGAGCACCUGUCCAGCCCCCUAGCCCAGGGUCUGGAGCUCUUUGUGACGGAGCUGGGGUUAAAGGGGGUGGUGGGUGAGAUCAUGAGGGAGCUUGGCAAGAUGGACCCCCGGGACCUGGCUCGGGACAACUCCGGGACGCGGGCUUAUGCAGCUUUCAUGGUGGAGCUAGCAGAGAGGAUCCCAGAAGUUAUGCUGCCCAAUAUUAGCGUGCUUAUACCUCUGUUGGAUGGGGAGUCCUACUCCAUGCGUAACGGGGUACUGGGAGUACUUGGGGAGAUCUUAGUGAAGGUACUCAGCAAAGAAGACCUGGAUGCCAACUUGAAAAACACUAGGGACCAGUUUCUGGAUAAGUUGGAAGACCAUAUCCAUGACGUCCAUGCAUUCGUCCGUAGCAAAGUCCUUCAGGUUUGGCUGACUGUCGUGAACGAGAAGGCCCUCCCUCUGCCUCGGCAGCACCACCUGGUGGAUCUUGUGAUAGGGAGGCUUCAGGAUCGGUCCAGCCAAGUGCGUAAAUAUGCUGUACAGCUGAUCACUGCUUUACUGAGGAGUAACCCCUUUGCUGCUAAGUUGUCUGUAGAAGAUCUGAAGGAGAAUUAUGAGAAGGAAAGAGACAAAUUGAAGGAAAUGAUGCCCGAGACACUGGAAGAAUCUGGAGAAGCGGAAGAUCCUCUGGCUGGGUGGAAGACCAUGGAGCCAGAGCUGAUGGCGGCCAUUGUUAAGGUGUUGGAGCAGCCCAAAGAUGGAGAUGAGGAAGAAGAGAACAUUGAAGAAGAAAUGCUGAUUGAAGAAAGCGAAACAAUUGAAAGUGUAGUGGAAAGGAUUCACAGUCAUAUAAAGGCCCAGGAAGCAGAAAAGGCUGUUCGUCUACUGCAGGUUGCCCUGGAAGCCUGGCCCACUUAUGAAUUGUUUCUUAUAGAAGAAGAAGGAAGAGAUGAAGAGAAAGAUGAACAAGAAGAGGAUGAAGUAGAAGUUCAGAAGUCAAAAUUAUUGAAAUGUUUACAAGCUGUGUUCAUUAGCGAAGAUGAAAGCACAGUUGCUGCUCUAGCCAGGGUCACUGAAGCUGCCCAGGAGCAGCAAGAAGCGCCAGAGACGGCCAUCGUCAACGAGGUCUCCAAGCAACAGGUCUUGGUACAGUAUCUCAAGGACACCAUGACAUUUGUGUCACAGAUCCAGACGGCCACCCCCGUCAUCUGUCAACUGCUGGGCUCCAAAAAUGUCACCGACGUCAUGGAAGCUAUUGAGUUUUUUGUCACUGGGUUUGAGUUUGGAGUCAGUAAUGCCAUGACGGGUAUUCGCCGCAUGUUGGCCCUGGUCUGGUCUAAGGAGGCUGGUAUCAAGGAAGGUGUGGUGGAUGCAUACAAGAGACUCUACCUCAGACCUCAGGGGGGAAAUCAGAGAGCCAAGUCCCUGGCCAUUGUUAACAACCUGGUGGCUCUGUGUCAGGGAGCAAGUGUUGGAGAUCUCACCUCCCUAGAGGAGCUGAUUGCGGAGUUUGUCAAGUCGGAGGACCUAGGCCACGGUGUUAUCCAGAUGUUGUGGGAGAAGUUCACCCUGAAGAUCCAGGGGACCACAGCCGAGGAGAGCAGGCUGGCUCUGGUCCUGCUGGGGAUGGCUGCUGGGGCCCAGGUGGACAUCAUCCACUGUAAUGUGGAGGUGCUGCUGAAGGAGGGGCUGGGACCCAGGGCAGAGGAGGACUUCCAGCUGGUCAGGGACACCUGCCUGGCACUGCAGAAAAUAGCAGCACACAACAAGACCAAGCCAGGGCAGGCCGCUGCAGAACCUUUCAGGUUUCCCCAGCAGCAUGCCAUAUUCCAGAGACUGGCAGACAUCAUUGUCAAUGGCGUGACCAAGCUGGAGGACUGCUACUGGAUCCCAAUGGCGGAGCAGGCCGUGAACACGACCUACAAACUGGCCGAGCACCCAGACGCCAUUUGUGGGACUCUCAUAAAGAGGCUGGCAGAUGUGGUCAUGAAGAUGAACCAGACGAACAACAAGAUGGCGUCAGAGGAGAACAAGGUUGAAGAGAAAAUUGAAGAUCAUACUGAGGGCAAAGGUGAAGGUGAAAAUGAAGUUGAAGAUCACACUGAAGGUGAAGGUCAAACAGAGCCAAGUCAAGGCCAGGACCUCCCUCUCAGCCAGAACAAGGAGUUCACCUGUCCCUCAGGUGUACUGACUCGAUUGCUGUCCCUGGCGGGCCACGUGGCACUGCGCCAACUGGUGUUCCUGGAUAACAGCGUGAUGGGGGAGCUGAAGAGGAGAAACAUGCUCCGAGAGGCCGACAGCGGGAAGAAGAAAUCUAAGGACACCACUGUUAAUACUACUGCUAGCUCUAAUACAACUAAGGACACUACUCAGCAGGAGUCUAUAGAGGAGGAGCUGGGACUGACUGGAGCCACUGCUGACGACGCUGAGGCCGAGUACAUCAGGAAGAUAUGUGAGACUGACAUUGUGACAGGUCGUAAUCUAUUGGCCAUACUGCGCCCUCUACUGGUGGCUGUAUGCAACAACCAGGUCAAGUACCCAGAUCCUGAACUACGAACUGCAGCUACAUUGGCUCUGGCCAAAUUCAUGAUGGUUAGCUCCGAGUUCUGUGAGGCUCACUUACAGCUUUUGUUCACCAUCUUGGAAAAGUCCCAGAAUCCUGUUAUUCGCGCCAACACCAUCAUCACCCUGGGCGACUUGACUUUCCGCUUUCCUAACUUGAUUGAACCUUGGACUCCUCAUUUAUAUGCAAGGCUGCGCGACGACUCGCCGCAGGUCCGCAAGAACACCAUGAUGGUGCUGACCCAUCUGAUCCUGAACGACAUGGUCAAGGUCAAAGGUCAGAUCAGCGAGAUGGCGACCUGUCUGUGUGACCCUGACCCCAGGAUCGCUGGACUGGCCAGACUCUUCUUCCACGAGCUGUCCAAGAAGGGCAACGCAGUGUACAACAUCAUGCCGGACGUGAUCAGCAGGCUUUCAGACCCUGAUGUGGGUGUGGAGGAGGAGAACUUCAAGACAAUCAUGAAGUAUCUGUUCUCAUUCAUCCAGAAGGACAAGCAGUGUGAGAGUCUGGUGGAGAAACUGUGUCACAGGUUUAGAGCUACAAGGACCGAGAGACAGUGGCGCGACCUAUCAUUUUGCCUGUCCAUGCUGUCGUACAACGAGAAGAGCAUUCGUAAACUGCAGGAAAAUUUUGCUUGUUUUGGAGACAAGUUGCACGAGGAAGAAGUGUACAGCUGUUUCACCACCAUCAUCAGUGGAGCCAAGAAGUUUGCCAAGCCUGAGACCAAGGCCAUGGUUGAGGAGUUUGAGCAGAGGCUGGAGGAGUGCCACACCAAGGGGAUGGAUGACGAGGCCGCCAUGAUGAAGGCCACCAAGGCCUCUGCGGCAGCAGCAGCAGCGGGGGGGAGAAAGAACAGAGGGAAGACACCAGCCAAAACACCAGCUGCAGGAAAGGGUAAGAAGGGGCGUGGUAGGACAACGCGGAGGUUUGAGGACUCGGACGAGGAGUCGGACCAAGGCGGUGAGGGGGAGGAGGAGGGGGCCGAGACAGAGGAGGUUUCCAAUCCUGCUGCUAGAGGGCGGCAUAAGGCGGCUGGCAAGGCUAAACCAGCACUGGUGUUUAGUGACGACAGCGAUAUAGAACUUUAUGAUGUCUCGGGGAAAGAAGAGAAAACUGUGGAGGUAGAAGAAGAAGAAAAAGACAGCGAUGCAGAAAACACGAAUCCCAAUGUGGACAGUCCCUCUCCACUUCCCGUUCGAAAACCAAAAAAAUCAGUCUCCUGUCGGAGGCCGGAGGUCAUACCAAAACGAGGCACGAGGGCAUCACGAAGUCAGAAGUGCUAACAGUGGCUGAAUGUUUUAUUCUUACACGUUAUGUCUACUAAUGAAUAGACACAGCAGAGACAAUUUUAGCAAGAGCAUUUAGUGGUAGAGAGUUGUUAAUGUUUUUUAUUUAUUUUUUUUAAAGAAAAGACCUUUUGUUUAGUACUUGGAAUGGCUAUCAAAAAUGGAUAUGGUUUGAAAGAAUCAGGCAUGCUAUCACAUUCACAAAAAGGAUGUUUCUUUCACACUUUUUAUAUCUCAUAAACUGUUGGGUAAUUUAUGUCGUUAGUUGACUUUUAUGUCUUCAAGAAUGUAUUGACCUGUGCAGACACAGUGAAGGUCAGCCUCUUUGGCAUCACUGAAAAUAGUGAAUGAAUUGUCCUUAAGUUUAAGCGACUCUCCCCUUCCUCUCUCUCUCUGUCUCUCUGUGUGCUUCCGCACGUCUGGAUAUUUCCUGUUAUAAUGACUUAUUUUGUACCUAUUGGAAUACUUCACAUUUUUACAUAUGUUCUGUGGAUGGAUUAUUGAUAAAUAAUUUAAAUCUGAUAGAGAAUGUGUGAACGGUGUUAAUUAGAAGAAUGGUGUGAAAAGAUGUUGAAUGGAGAUUUUUUUAAAGACUUUAUUAGUGUCAACACAAUUUGUCUUGUGUCAGAAAUUAUAUAUACAUAUUCUGGAGAAUAUACCUGACUUGGUAUCAUUUUAUGUAUUAUAAUUAUUUUACAUGUGAAUUUUAGAAUAAAUCGUGUGUACAGUUUUA